CGCCGCCCCGCACCGCUAGAGCCGCCGCGGCCAUGGGCUCCCACCUGCCGCCGCAGCAGCGUCCGGAGCCGCCGCUGGUGCUGCAGCUGGCGGCUGGGGCUCUGCAGGCACAGAACUUGGAGCUGUCGGGCGGCGGCCUGGGGCCCGAGUGGCAGGUGCUGCUGGGGCGCGCCGACGCGCUGGCGUUCGGUGGGCGCCUGCACGAAGCGCUGCCGCUGUACCAGCUGGCGUCCCGGCACCAGCAGCUGCGCGCCGAGCAGCUGGAGAAGCUGGUGGAGUGCCUGGCGCAGAGCGUCCGGAUCAAAGAGGGGCUGCCAGCCGCCGGGAGCGGCCCCCCGCAGCCCCGCGAGUGGGACGUCUUCAGGUGCCGCAAAUGCCAGGGCUUCCUCUUCGAGCCCGUUUCCUUGCCUUGCGGACACACGUUCUGCAAAAAGUGCCUGGAGAGGGACCGAGCGGCAGAGUCCCGCUGCGUCCUGUGCAAGGAGGAGGAGGGCGGCGCGGCGCCCGGGCAGCUCCCGCGGGUCAAUGUCAUCCUCAGCAACCUGCUGGCCAAGUGGUUUCCCUGCCAAGUGAAGGCUUCGCAGCUCAGGCACGAAGGGAACCUCCUCUACAAGGAGAAGAAGCUGCAAGCAGCCCUGCAGAAGUACAACGAAGCGGUCAGCUUAGCUCCAAAUGACCACUUGCUCUACAGCAACCGGUCCCAGAUUAACUCGACUUUGAAAGCUUGUGAAAAUGCGCUUCAUGAUGCAGAAACAGCGUGCAGACUCCAGCCAUACUGGUUGAAAGGUCACCUAAGGAAAGGACAAGCACUAGCUAAUCUAGGGAAAACAGAAGAAGCUUUAAGAGAGUUUCUGUUCUGCCUUGCUCUAGAUACUGGGAACAAGACUGCCAAGUCUGAGGCACAAAAGCUUCUACUUAGUUUGUUUUCACUCAUCCCGGGAAAUGCUCAGGAACACUUACCCGAUAUCCUGCAGCUGUUGUCACAUCACUCUAGAUUAAAGGGGAAUCUCCUAAAUUCAGUGGGAUCUGGAGGCACCAGCCAUAACCUACAGAGGUUGCUCAAGGUAAAUGUGGAACAGAAAAAAGGUUUUUCCAUUCAAGAGGAACCAAACGUAACUACUUCUGGUAGUUUGAGGAAAUCUAUACAAAUUACAGAGAGCAAAAAGGACUGCUCGCAGGAGGAGAACAAACUCACCUCCAUGCCGGAAUCUACCUUCCUCAUUUCUGACAAGUGCAGCCUCUUGAAAAGGAAGUGCUGCUCGGAGGAGAUGCGAAAUGCUGAGCUCCCCUGCAAAGUGAUGAAGAAAGAUACAGUUGAUACUAAGGGAAACGGUGCUGGACAACAUACUCCAUUUGAAUUUGUGGAUCCAUCAGAUUUGGACUGCUCCCUAUGUAUGAGGCUCUUCUAUGAACCUGUCACUACACCUUGUGGACACACCUUCUGUCUCAAAUGUCUUGAGAGAUGCCUAGAUCACAACCCAAAAUGUCCCCUGUGCAAGGAAGGGCUCUCGGAGUGCUUGGCUAUGAGGAAAUACUGUAAAACAGUAUUAAUGGAGGAGUUAAUAGCUAGAUACCUUCCAGAGGAACUCACUGAAAGAAGAAAGAUUUAUGAAGAGGAAAUAGCAGAGCUUUCCAACCUAAACAAGAAUGUUCCCAUAUUUGUCUGCACAAUGGCUUAUCCCACAGUCCCAUGCCCUUUGCACAUCUUUGAGCCAUGUUAUCGCCUGAUGAUUCGAAGGUGCAUGGAGACUGGCACCAAACAGUUUGGAAUGUGCAUCAGUGACCCUGUAAAAGGGUUUGCAGAUUAUGGCUGCAUUCUGGAGAUAAGAAAUGUGGAAUUCUUUGCUGAUGGUCGCUCUGUUGUAGACAGCAUCGGCAAAAGAAGAUUUAAAGUGAUACAGCACAGCCAGCGUGAUGGCUAUAACACAGCUGAUAUUGAGUACAUUGAGGAUCAAAAGGUGCAAGGACAAGAGUAUGCUGCAUUACUUGUUCUCCAUGAUUCUGUCUAUGAUCAGGCAUAUCUGUGGUUUAACUCCCUCAAGCAAGCACUCAAAAGUCGAAUUCUCAGUCAUUUUGGUCCAAUGCCAGCUAAGGAUCCUGACCCACAGGCUAAUCCUAACGGGCCAGCAUGGUGCUGGUGGGUCCUAGCUGUCCUUCCACUCGAGAACAGAGCUCAGCUUCCUUUCCUUGCCAUGAAAUCCCUCAAAGACCGCUUGAAUGGCAUCAGACGUGUCCUUACAUUCAUGUCUCGUACAAGAUCACGGUGAUGGUGAGAAGGAGAGCUGUGAAGUCUCCCACAGUACUUGACUGUAGACUGUCUCUUGUAACUUCAUCUAACUGCAAUAAUGUCUUACAGAUUUGAGUGUCAGGAUGUUUCAAGCUUCAGUGUGAAAGAAAAUGAGUUAUAAAGAGCAAGGGAUGUUUAUGGAUACUUCAGUAGUUUCCAUUUGGAACUCUGAGAUGAUUACUCAAUCACUGCACUGCUAAAUUAAUAACAAAUGUGAUAGAACAAAAAGUGAUCUUGUUUGCCAUAAACCUUUUAAAAAGCUUAAGAGGUUUUUAUUUAUUAUUUUUUUUAGUGGAUAAAGGAUAAACUGCAGUUUAAUGUGAAGCAGAAAUAAUAAUGUUAAUGCAUUAUUUCAGUGAACUGCAAAGUCUUUUAUUCCAAAUGGUUCAGGUUUUAUAUAACAUUGUAUAAAAUAAUGUUCACAACUUCCGUUUGAUAAUUUAUUUUUGCAAUAUGAUUUUUUGUUUCAAAAUGUAUAUUAUUUAUGUGUUCAUUCUCUAAAGGAAAGUGAGCUGCUCUAUUUAUUUAUAGUGUUUUUACCCUGUAUUUAUGACUGGGGCAAAAUGUUGAUUCUAGCAGUAUACAAGCAACUGCUUUGAUAAUUUUUCAGAUAUUUGUGUUCAAAUAAUGAAUGUUUUUCUACUUACCCCCAGUUCUACUGUAGCUUAAGAAGGAUUUUUUUCCCCUUGAAACAGCCUGCCAUAAAGUCUUUGAAUACACAGAUUAUGUCUGAGAUAUUUCAGGCACAGUUGUUGGAUCUUGAUCCUACGCUUGCCACUGGGUUCCUGGUAUCACAAAACAGUCAAGCACAUGCUUAACCUUAAGCAUGAGUAUUGAAGUGCUUGAGAAUAUUCAAGUCUUGAUGUCAGUGGGGAUUUGCUGUAGUGGUGACAGAAGGAUCUAUCCCUGAGUUUUCACAGAACAGAGAAUAACUUGGAGUUAACUUUAUGUCUGAACUCUCUUGAAGAAUGGAUAAUGGCUACAAUCAGCUGUGAAGAAAGAGCCACAAUAUAUGGGGAGUGGCUUCUCCUAAAGAAAACUGGAAGUUAUUGGUAUCAUUUCAUCGUAGGCUACUACAUAAUUUUUUUUAAUUUUAUUUUUUAAUUUUUAAUUUUUUUUUUAACUCUUGUUGCUGUUAACAUCAGUUUUAUUUCUCAUAAUUGUUUGGUGGGAUUUGGCUUUGGAGUGUGUAUAUGUGGCGGGUGGGGGGAGUUAUUUUGAACUGUAGGACUCAGAGGGCAGAUUUUUGUCACAUGAGAAGGAUUAUGUUGUAAUAAAUGCUAUUUAUUUCACCCCAA
Molecule: messenger RNA, 3585 nt
Organism: Pezoporus flaviventris
Lineage: Eukaryota; Metazoa; Chordata; Aves; Psittaciformes; Psittacidae
Gene: LONRF3
Product: LON peptidase N-terminal domain and ring finger 3
Exons: 12
Coding region: 33-2267 (744 amino acids)
Molecular function (GO): protein binding
Source: RefSeq, a predicted model, not a curated record